AUGUCGGCGACCGUUGUGGCCGAGGUGAAGGAGCAGGUGGUGGAUAGCGUGCCGAAGCGCAUCAAGGAGCUUCAGUUUGGCAUCUUGUCCAACCAGGACAUUGUCAACCAAGCCGUACUCGAGAUCUCCGACCGCAAUGUCUAUGAAUCCAUCAGUUCGGGACCGAAUAGGGCCGUUACCCGCCAUGGUCCCAUGGACGGCCGCAUGGGGACGUCGAGCAAGUCAGGUCUCUGCGAUACCUGCGGCGAGGGCCUCAAGGAAUGCAACGGUCACUUCGGAUAUGUCAGACUUGCGCUGCCGGCCUUCCACAUCGGAUACUUCCGCGCCAUCAUUGAGAUCCUGCAUUGUAUCUGCAAGGGUUGUUCAAGAGUGUUACUAGAAGAAAGCAGCCGGCGGGCCUAUCUCAGAAGGCUACGCAUGCCGCAUCUCGACAACCUGCGAAGGACUGGGAUAUGCAAGGCCGUGGCCGCCGAGGCCAAAAAGUGCAAAGUCUGUCCCUACUGUGGAGUCAUCAACGGCCCCGUCAGGAAGGUGGCAAACCACCCCCUGAAAAUCGUCCACAACAAAUACGAUUCCUUUCUCAGGUCAACCGCCAAGUCCAAAGUUGCACCGGCAUGCAAGGUUGAGUUUGACAAGACGUUCGAGACGGCAAAGGCAGACAACCCCGAACUGGAGAAGCAUCUGCGUAAGGCUGUGGAUGAUAUGAACCCCCUGAGAGCGCUCAACCUAUUCCGCCGGAUUUCAGACACCGACUGCGAACUCCUCGGUAUGGACCCCAAGGAGGGAAGACCGGAGAUGUUCAUCUGGCAAUAUGUUCCAGCCCCGCCAGUCCCUAUUCGUCCCUCGGUGCAGCAAGAGGCAGCCACAACGGAAGACGAUAUCACCAACAAGCUCGGCGACAUCAUCCAGAUCAGUUCACUGAUCCGUGCGGGGUUGGAGAAGGGUCAGCCUGUUCAGGUGCUGAUGGAACAGUGGGAAUUCUUGCAGCUGCAGAUUGCUAUGUACAUCAACAGCGACCUGCCCGGCCUUCAGCAACAGAACGUCGGAAAACACAUGCGAGGAUUCUGCCAGCGUCUCAAGGGAAAGCAAGGCCGGUUCCGAGGCAACCUUUCAGGAAAGCGUGUCGACUUCUCAGGCCGCACCGUCAUUGGUCCUGACCCGAACCUUGGGAUUGAUGAGGUUGCUGUUCCUGAGCGCGUAGCUGUCAAUCUCACCUACCCGGAGCGUGUUUCGCGAUACAACAUCGAGAAGCUUCGAGACUGCAUCCGCAGAGGGCCAAAGAAGCAUCCUGGAGCGAACUACAUCGUAGAGAAGGCCACUGGCGACAAAAAGGCUCUCGCUGUCCACGCUCGGCGGGGAACACUCGAUGUACCUGCCCGCCAGCUACAGAUUGGCGAUCUAGUUGAGAGACAUCUUGAAGAUGGAGACAUCGUACUAUUUAACCGUCAACCCUCACUACACAAACUCAGUAUCCUCAGUCACAAAGCGAAGAUUCGUCCGUGGCGGACGUUCCGUCUCAACGAAUGCGUCUGCAAUCCGUACAACGCUGACUUCGACGGCGACGAGAUGAACUUGCACGUGCCGCAGACAGAAGAAGCCCGAACGGAAGCCAUCGAGUUGAUGGGCGUCAAACACAACCUUGCCACUCCAAAGAACGGAACACCGAUCAUCGCGGCCAUCCAGGACUUCAUCACCGCGGCUUACCUGCUCUCCAGCAAGAACAACUUCUAUGAUCGCAAGACGUUCGCUCACAUAUGCGGCUACAUGUUCAAUGCCGACAGCAUCAUCGAUCCCGACACUGGGGAACGAAUGAGUAUCGAACUGCCGCCUCCCGCCGUUCGCAAACCCCAGAGGCUAUGGACGGGAAAGCAGGUUUUCAAUGUCCUCAUGCGUCCAAACAGCCGCUGCAAAGUGCUUAUCAACCUAGAUGCGAAGUGCAAGCAGUUCAAAUCAGACGGCAAGAAGUGGGCUGCGGACAUGAAUCCGGACGAUGCGUAUCUUGUCAUUCGGAACUCCGAAGUCAUGUGCGGCUGCAUGGACAAGGCCACUGUAGGAGACGGAAAGAAGGAUUCGGUAUUCUAUGUCAUGAUGCGCGAUUUCGGUCCCGACUACGCAGUACAAGCCAUGAAUCGACUGGCGAAGUUAUGCGCUCGGUGGCUGGCAAAUCAGGGGUUCUCGAUUGGCGUCAGCGAUGUCAUGCCCAGCGGACGGCUUACGGAGGAAAAGGAGAAGCUGGUCCAGAAAGCUUACGCAGAGUGCGAUAAGCUCAUCGCCGACCUCAAGAACGGCAAACUGGAAAGAGACGCAGGGUGUGACGAAGAACAGACUAUGGAAAACCGCAUUUCAGGUAUCCUGAGCGCUGUUCGUCAACAAGCAGGUGAUAUCUGCUUCGCCGAACUCAGUAACUGGAACUCCCCGUUGAUCAUGGCCAAAUGCGGCUCGAAAGGUUCCAACAUCAACGUGUCGCAAAUGGUGGCUGCCGUCGGACAGCAAAUCAUUGGUGGCAAGCGUGUUACCAAUGGCUUCCAGGAUCGAACGUUGCCACAUUUCCCAAAAGCCGCACGUCAACCGCCUUCGAAAGGUUUCGUUAAGAACAGCUUCUUCACGGGUCUCAAUCCGACCGAGUUCAUCUUCCACGCAAUGUCCGGUCGUGAAGGUCUAGUCGACACAGCGGUCAAGACGGCCGAGACCGGGUACAUGUCUCGCCGUCUCAUGAAGUCGCUUGAGGAUCUUUCUUCGAACUACGAUAACACCGUCCGAACUUCUUCUUCCGGUAUUGUACAAUUCCAGUACGGAGACGACAAGCUUGACCCCGUAGAUAUGGAGGGCAAGGCAAAACCUGUCAAUUUCGAGCGGACCUUCACGCAAGCCAUCACGACGACAUGGGAUAACAGUGAGAGGGGUCUCUUUCCAUUUGAGAUCCUCCGGAUAGCUGGCCAGUUAUUGCAAAGAGAACGCCACAGACUUCCGCGAACAGAUCUCUUCGGCAAGAUCCUGAACUACAAGGACAAGAGCGACUAUGGCAUCGACAAGGAUGAUAGCGAGCGGGACUUUUUAGACUCUGUUGAGAAGCACAUCAGAUUCGAGGCUGAGAGACUCGCCGCAACCCGAAGACGCAUGAAGAUGUGGGCAGCACUGGAGUAUGAUGACCGAAUAGACUGGGACACGGCCGACGCGGGGUUGCCUGUCGAACUGAAUGCCGCCAACGCCAUCGCCAAAGUCUCGUGGCGGGCGUUGGACGAGUUCGUCAGGCUUUGCCUCACCAAGUACAAGCGGUCAAUCGUCCAGCCGGGCCAUGCAGUAGGCGCAGUCGGCGCUCAGUCCAUCGGUGAACCAGGCACGCAGAUGACUUUGAAGACUUUCCAUUUCGCUGGUGUUGCCGGAAUGUCUAUCACGCAAGGUGUGCCGCGUAUCAAGGAAAUCAUCAACGCUUCGACGGAGAUCAGUACUCCGGUCAUCUCUUGCGAGCUUUCUAACAAGGAGAGCGAACAAGCUGCGCGCAUUGUCAAGAGCCGUAUCGAGAAGACAUACCUGCGCGACGUCAUCGCCUACAUCGAAGAUGUCUGGUACGGCGAAGGCUGCUACCUCAACAUGCGUGUCGACCAAGGCACGAUCCAGAAGCUCGCUCUCGACAUCACUAUGAGCGACAUUCAGCGCGCCAUCAAGCGGACCAAGGGCCUCAAGCUCCCAGAAGGCAGCACCAUUAAGACCUUCGCCAACCACUUCCGCGUCUACAUUGGGGAUCCCCAAAACGCCACGAAGCGCCGCAGCGCCAAGGCAAAGGAAGAAGAGUACUUCGUCGUGGUGCAGAACCUCAAGCGCAACAUCCCCGACGUCAUCAUCAAGGGCUACCCGCAAGCGACCCGCGCCAUCAUCAAGAAGGACGACAAGCCCAACGCGAACGGCAUCGAGGAAGUCGCGCUGCUCGUCGAGGGCUACGGCCUCCUCGCCUGCAUGAAUACCGAAGGCAUCGAGGGCACCAAAACCCGCACGAAUUCCGUCAUGGAAACGAAAGACGUCCUCGGCAUCGAAGCCGCGCGCAAAACCAUCAUCUCCGAAAUCAACGAGGUCAUGAAGGGCAUGGACAUCGAUCCCCGACACAUGCAGCUGCUCGCGGACGUCAUGACGUAUAAAGGCGAGAUUCUGGGGAUUACCCGUCAUGGUCUGGCGAAGAUGCGGGAUAGUGUCCUCCAGCUUGCGAGCUUUGAGAAGACGCCGGAUCAUCUGUUUGAUGCCGCGUUUCAUAUGAAGAAGGAUCGGAUUGAGGGCGUCAGCGAGUGUAUCAUCAUGGGUCAGAGUAUGAGUAUUGGGACGGGCGCGUUUAAGGUCGUGAGGACGUUGGGGCUGAAGGAGGAGCAGUUGGGAAAGAGUGAGCCGCUAUUUGGGGGCUGUUUUGAGGCGAUGAAGAAUGUUGCGGCGGCGGCGUGA
Molecule: messenger RNA, 4428 nt
Organism: Coniosporium apollinis CBS 100218
Lineage: Eukaryota; Fungi; Ascomycota; Dothideomycetes
Product: DNA-directed RNA polymerase III subunit C1
Exons: 3
Coding region: 1-4428 (1475 amino acids)
Biological process (GO): DNA-templated transcription
Molecular function (GO): DNA binding; DNA-directed RNA polymerase activity
Source: RefSeq, a predicted model, not a curated record